AUGUCCUCCAAUGCGCCGAGGCCCUACAGCAAGCUCCGCGAUAACGCUUCCGAGACCGCCGUCCUGGUUCACAAGCUCAAGACGGCGUUAAAGACCCUCUUGAACGAUCGCGACCACCGGCGUAGGUUCACUGGCGUCGUCCUUGUCAAGGCCGUCGUCGAUGUCGGUGGGUGGGAGACACUUCGCAGCUCUGAGCCGUGGGUUCGCGGCCUCAUCGCCGUGCUUCAGAAGAAGGAUCCCAUCGGGUCCAAAGAGCUUGCCGUGGUGGCCCUCACGAGGAUAUACAGCCAGCUCCACGGGUACCAGACACUUGUGAGGGAGAUAGCCACACCUACGAUUCCCGGAUUCAUCACCGCGUGCCUGCAGCUCCUGAAAUCCUCUGCCCCCGGCCAACCCCUUCGCGCCCCCGUCGCCGUCGUGGAGACAAUCAUCGGUGCUCUCGCCACCGUCAUCCCGCUGUACCCAACCACUUCCCGCCCAGUGGAGCGCCCUGCUUUCCGGAACGGUAAAGCACUUUCACGCCACGGCCGACCAAAUAUUCCGCGCCGUCAAGGAAACGUGGAGCCGCCGCCUGGUUAUGUCGCUUCCAAGGUCGUCCUCGGCGAAGCGCCGCGGGGCGGUGGCGAUUCGGCCGAUAUGCUGCCAGCCUGGGUGGGCGUUGGCCCCGGAAGCCAGCGCCUCAUCGGCCUCCUUGGCUUCAUGGCCGAGUUCAUCCUCCAGCCCACCAAAAGCCCCAUAUCCAUCCCCGUUGGCGUUCUCGUCGACGCGGUAUCUCGUGUCGCCCAGAUCGCGAGGCACUCGCCCAAGUCACAAACGUGGGAGCAGGCUCGAGACGAACCCGGCCGUUUCCAGGGAUGA
Messenger RNA from Parascedosporium putredinis, 858 nucleotides. The record is from the annotation of a GenBank genome assembly. NCBI's taxonomy places the organism in Eukaryota, Fungi, Ascomycota, Sordariomycetes, Microascales, Microascaceae.